ACGGCCGCUGGCAGGGCUCAGAGGGCGCCAUGGCCGGUGGCCUGAGGGUCCUCCUGUCCACUGUGCUGUGUCUCAGCCAGUCCCUGCUCAUCAGCUGCUCAUUUCAGCGUCCCUCCUUCCUCUCUGAGCCCAGCUCGGUGGUUCAGAGUCCCGGCUCCGUGGUCCGUCUGGUGUGCUCUGUAAGUCCUCCGUCUGCGGUCGUCUCCUGGCGCUUCCGAGGCCUCCUCCUGGACCGGGACACCCUGCCUGGCGUGGAGCUCGAUCGGGACUCCCUCACGAUCUCCAACCUCACGUCCAGCCACGCCGGGGUCUAUCAGUGUGUGGCACGCUUCAGCCACGGGCCGGCCGUCGCCAGCCGCCUCGCCCGUGUGGCUCUAGCAGAAAUAUCAGGAUAUGAAGAUGUCCGGCGGCGGACGUUAUCGGUGCAGGAAGGCAGCGCGGUCCUUAUAGAGUGUCCUCUGCCGCACAGCGUCCCUGCAGCUCAGCCUCGACUCCGAGUGCGAGGAGACUGGAUCAAAGAGUCCACAGAGAACUAUUUAGUGCUUCCAUCUGGAAACCUUCAGAUUAUCUCGGCCUCAGCGCAUCACCAAGGCAUGUAUAAAUGUGGUGCAAUCAACCCCGUUACCGGAGACGUCGUUGUGCAGUCUCACGGCACCAAGCUGUCAGUCAAACACUCGGACCCGUCCUCCUCGGUUCGGAUACUUUAUCCCGUCACUUCAACGGCCGUUUCGGCGCAGCUUUCGCAGCCCCUGACGUUGGAGUGCGUCGUCUCUGGGAGUCCCACGCCAGCAGCCAAGUGGUUCAGGAACGGUAAGGAGGUCAAACUCGGAUCUUCUCACCAGCGACUGCACAACAACCUGGUGUUGGUUCGACUGACGAGGAGCGACGAAGGCACGUACUGCUGCACAGUUGAGACCGAGCGGGGGACUGUGACCAGCCCGGGCUACACCGUGACUGUUCUCGAACCUCUUUCCAUCACCGAGGGUCUGAGCGACCAACUCGUCUCUUUAGGCUCUUCGGCUCAUUUACACUGCACGGCAAGAGGAAGCCCCUCCCCCAACAUCACCUGGUUGUUCAACGCUGACCCGAUCGCUCCGUCGCGCCGCUUCCAAAUCUCUGGCUCAUCGCUUGUUGUUACAAACGUAACGCCGCAGGAUGAAGGAGUUUAUCAGUGUCAGCUGGACAACGGGAUCGGCUCGGCUCAGUCACGCGGGGCGCUCAGAACGCAGUCAGAUUCCUUUUUGAGCUCAACUGUCGGCGCCCUGCCGGAGGCUCUACCGUCGCUCCACCCCAUUCAAAGCGACGAGAGCUUCAUGACCGAUGACGACGGCGAUGCGUUCAACCCGUCAGCCGACAGGAGCAGCGAUCAUCCCGUCCCAGAGGCGCCGAUCAUCAUCAGUCCGCCACAGACCCACAAACCCGACACGUACGACCUGGAGUGGAGGGCGGGCCGGGACGGCGGCAGCCCCAUCAGCGCCUAUUUCGUCAAAUACCGGAAGGUCGACGAGAUGGGAGCAGUGGUGGGAAAGUGGCAGACGGUCCGAGUGCCCGGCAGCGAGAAAAGCCUGCACCUGUCAGAGCUGGAGCCCUCCAGUCUGUAUGAGGUGCUGAUGGUGGCUCGAAGCUCAGCCGGCGAGGGUCAGCCGGCAAUGCUCACGUUCCGCACCGGAAAGGAGAAGAACACCUCCAGCAACAAGAGUCCCUCCAAACCCUCCAUCAUUCCAAUUCCUCCCAAAGUUGAGGAGAGACCCUCAAGAACGAACUUCGGAGUCGUCCAGCACGACAGAGGUUCUCCCCCAGUACCCGAAGCUCCGGACCGCCCCACCAUUUCCAUGGCGACGGAGAGUUCGGUGUACGUCGGGUGGAUCCCGCGCGCCAACGGCGGGUCUCCGAUCGCAGCCUUCCGAGUGGAGUACCGGCGCGGCCGCAGUGCAGAGUGGGUCGUGGCCGCUGACAACAUCUCGCCUCUCAAACUGUUGGUGGAAAUUCGAAAUCUGGAGCCCGGGUCGGUGUACAAGUUUCGAGUCAUAGCUGUGAACUCGUACGGCGACAGCCUCCCCAGUACCCCCUCCAAGCCGUACCAGGUGCCACAGGCCAGUCGCAUGGCCGACCGCCCGGUGGUCGGACCUCACAUCUCCUCGACGGACGCCAUCAGCGACACGCAGAUCAUGCUGCGCUGGACUUACAAUCCGUCGAGUAACAACAACACUCCAAUCCAGGGCUUCUACAUUUACUACCGGCCCACGGACAGCGACAACGACAGCGACUACAAAAGAGACGUGGUGGAAGGUGUAAAAAACUGGCACAUGAUCGCGCACCUGCAGCCGGAGACCUCCUACGACAUCAAGAUGCAGUGCUACAAUGGCGGAGGGGAGAGCGAAUACAGCAACGUCAUGAUCUGCGAGACCAGAGCUCGUCAGUCAUCGGGCUCGCCCAGUCAGUACCCCUUCACCCCGCCUGGUCCCCACCCUCCAGAGUCCCCCAGCUCCCCUGGAGGACUGCUGUACCUGAUCGUGGGCUGUGUCCUGGUGGUGAUGGUGCUCAUCCUGCUGUCUUUUAUCGCCAUGUGUCUGUGGAGAAACCGCCAGCAGAACAACAUGCACAAGUACGACCCUCCUGGUUACCUGUACCAGUCAGCAGAGCUGAACGGUCACAUCCUGGAGUACACCACGGCGGCGCCGGGCGGCAGCCGCGUCAACGGAGGCGUCCACGGUGGCUACGGGCACGGCGGCCAGGUGCUACCGCAGGGUUGCCAUCACCUCCACCACAAGCUCCCCAAUGGCUUGGCGCUGCUCAACGGCUCGGGCGGCGUGUUCUCGCCCGGCCACCCACACGGCCACGACGGCGCUUUGCCUCGGAGCGCCCAUGACUGCGAGCACUCACACCCCCACCACCACCUCAACGGUGGAGGAAUGUACACGGCUCUUCCUCAAACAGACAACUCUGACUGUAUGAGCUGUCAGAACAUUUGCAACAACAACAGAUGUUACAACAAGACCAACGGCUCGCUCCCCAACGGCUCGCUGCCCCUGAUGCAUCGCGCGGCGCCCUGCCAGCAGGACGGGCUGGAGAUGGUGCCGCUGGGCCAGGUAUCACCGCGGUGCCGAGGGUCCGAGCCAGAGGUCAACUUGAGGUACCAGCCGGACGAGCACAAGGAAUCCUCGCCAUCACAGAACUCGUGCUGCCUGAUCCAGAACAAUGAAAACUCUACAGAAGAUAGCACCGCUGAGGAGGAGCCGGAGUGCGAGGAGCUGGAGGAGUGCGUGGUGAUGGAGGAGUGCGUGGUGUCCUGGGACAGCCUCGGACUGCCAGACUUGGACUGCGACGAGAAGCCCGGGUGGAUCUCCAGCUGCAGCCUGUCGGGAGAACUGAUCCGGGCCGGCCCGCAGGAAGCCUGAGCCCCCCGCCCCCCCCCGUCCAUCCACUGUGGGGUGGCAGUCUGUAUGAAGUCUGGGUGGAAGGACGAGUCAGAGACACUGCGAGUUACGGUGACAAAGACAAAGGACCGUUGGACGGAGACAAAACGAACGAUGUUGAGGAGUUUUUAAAAAAA
Molecule: messenger RNA, 3553 nt
Organism: Nematolebias whitei (Rio pearlfish)
Lineage: Eukaryota; Metazoa; Chordata; Actinopteri; Cyprinodontiformes; Rivulidae
Gene: cdon
Product: cell adhesion associated, oncogene regulated
Exons: 18
Coding region: 30-3398 (1122 amino acids)
Biological process (GO): axon guidance; nervous system development; cell-cell adhesion
Cellular component (GO): axon; plasma membrane
Molecular function (GO): protein binding
Source: RefSeq, a predicted model, not a curated record